This is a messenger RNA of Trichoderma aggressivum f. europaeum, 2280 nucleotides long. RefSeq names its product CAZyme family GH55. The coding region runs from base 1 to 2280 and encodes 759 amino acids. The transcript has 2 exons. The record is from RefSeq and is a predicted model, not a curated record. NCBI's taxonomy places the organism in Eukaryota, Fungi, Ascomycota, Sordariomycetes, Hypocreales, Hypocreaceae.
AUGAUGAAGUCACUGGCCUUUGUGGCCGCCCUUCUGGGCGCCGUCACGGCCUCGCCAACAAUGGCCCGUCAUGAAGAGCGAUCACUCGAGCCUCGAGCCAACACAUCCUUCUGGUAUGCUGCCAUGGACCACACCGGCCAGUACAAGGGCUAUGCUCCCCACACGACGAGCCCCAGCUCGUACAACGUCUUUGUUGCUGUAAAUGCAGGCGAUGCUGGCUCUCUGCAGAGUGCCAUCGACUCGGCCGGCAGCGGCAACCGACAGAAUGAAUGGCUGGCAUCUCAGCCCCGAGUUGUGUAUAUUCCCCCGGGAACCUAUACGCUGUCCAAGACGCUCAACAUGCGCACCGACACCAUCCUCAUGGGCGAUGCCACCAACCCUCCCAUCAUCAAGGCUGCGUCUGGCUUCAGCGGCAACUAUCUUGUCAACGGCCAGGAUCCCUCCACAGGCGUCUCCGGCGAGCUCUCGUUUGCAGUUGGCUUGAAGAACUUGGUCCUGGACACCACGGCCGUCAGCGGAACCUCCAGCAUCUCUGCUCUUUACUGGGGUGUUGCUCAGGCUGCUCAGCUGCAGAACGUCAAGAUUGUUCUUGCGCCCUCCAGCGGCGGCAAAGGUCACACUGGCAUCCAGCUUGGCCGUGGAUCUACUCUUGGCCUUGCCGACGUGCGAAUUGAGAACGGCCAGAACGGUAUCUGGCACAAUGGCCACCAACAGGCUCUCUACAAGAGCAUCUACUUUUACAAGAACACGAUUGGCAUGCUCAUCAGCGGAGGCAACACCAUUACUCUGCUGAACCCGACCUUUGAUACUGUCGGCACUGGUGUUUCCAACACUGGCGGCAGCCCCUUUAUCGGCAUUGUCGAUGCCAAGUCCAUCAACUCGGGCGUUACCUUCAGCACCACUGUCUACCCUUCGAUCGUCAUCGACAACCUGACCAAGGACACCGCCUCCGAUGUCGUCGUCCUCCGCGGCACAACGGCUCUCAAGUCGUCCAGCACCGUCGUCAACUACAGCUACGGAAACACCGUCGGCCGCAGCCCCAUCUUCGGCGCCGUCUCCAGCACCGCUGCCCGUCCGGCCGGCGUUGCCCCCGGCGGCCGCAUCCCGGCCGUUGUUGUGCCCAACUACGCUCAAAACCCAGUCACCGACUUCGUCAACGUCAAGGAUCCAAGCCAGAACGGCGGGCAAACGGUCAAGGGCGAUGGCAGCACCGAUGAUUCGGCUGCUCUCAACAAGGUGCUCCAGUUUGCCGCUUCCAACAACAAGAUUGCCUACUUCCCCUUUGGCGACUACCGCGUCCUGUCCACUCUCGUCGUUCCCGUUGGCUCUCGUCUUGUUGGCGAGGCUUGGGCGACCAUCUCCGGCGGCGGAAGCUUCUUCAAGGACGCCUCCAACCCCAAGCCCGUCGUCCAGAUCGGCAAGGCCGGCGAUGUUGGCGUUGCCCAGCUGCAGGACUUCCGCUUCACCGUCUCCGAUGUGCUCCCCGGCGCCAUCAUCGUGCAAUUCAACGCCGCCGGUAGCAAGGCCGGCGAUGUUGCGCUGUUCAACUCGCUCAUCACCGUCGGUGGAACUCGCGGCGCCGAUGGCCUGACCAACACUUGCGGCAAGGCCAAUGCCGAGUGCCAGGCUGCCUUCCUCGGCCUCCACUUCACCCAGACCUCGUCAGCCUACGUCGAGAACACCUGGAACUGGGUUGCCGACCACAUCACCGAGGGCUUCAGCGGCGGCUCCAACAUUGCCGCCAAGGGGGGCGCCUUGGUCGAGUCGACAAAGGGAACCUGGCUGCAUGGCCUCGGCAGCGAGCACUGGUGGCUGUACCAGCUCAACCUUCGCUCUGCCAGCAACGUCGUUGUCUCUAUGCUCCAGAGCGAGACCAACUACGACCAGGGUGACAACACUCAGCAGGUUCCUCCCGCUCCCUGGAAGGUCGAUGUCAACGGCUGGGGCGAUCCUGACUUCUCCUGGUGUGACAGCACUGCCCGUUGCCACAUGGGCCUUGCCAACUAUGUCCAGGGCGGCUCUAACAUCUACUACUACGGCUCUGCUUCUUGGGCCUUCUUCAGCGGCCCGGGAUACCAGGGUUGCGCUUCUGGCGGUUACCAGUGCCAGGACUACAUGCACGUCAUCAAGACUACGCCCACCAACCUCCAGAUGUACGGCAUGUGCGCCAAGGACACCAAGGUUGCUCUUCGCCUGGCUGACGGUACCAACAUCAAUGCCCAGCCCGACUUUACUGGAGGCUGGAACCCUGGUAGCGAUGUUGGCCGCUACACCUCGUAG